Molecule: messenger RNA, 4497 nt
Organism: Triplophysa dalaica
Lineage: Eukaryota; Metazoa; Chordata; Actinopteri; Cypriniformes; Nemacheilidae
Gene: gna12a
Product: guanine nucleotide binding protein (G protein) alpha 12a
Exons: 4
Coding region: 1005-2162 (385 amino acids)
Biological process (GO): Rho protein signal transduction; adenylate cyclase-modulating G protein-coupled receptor signaling pathway
Cellular component (GO): brush border membrane; heterotrimeric G-protein complex
Molecular function (GO): GTPase activity; guanyl nucleotide binding; D5 dopamine receptor binding
Source: RefSeq, a predicted model, not a curated record
UGACAAUGUUUGAUUGUUACAGUAAUUAAAACACGAGGGGCAAAUACAGGACGCCUGUCAUUGAGGACCUGAGCAUAUAGCACAAUGUUUGUUUGUACUAAGCUGUUUUAAAACGACGUCAACUGAGAAGUAUACUAGUAUAAGAUGAUCUUCCCCUCUUGUUCAUACAUUAACAACACCAAUGAACCCUUUUAGACAUCGAAUUAAAUACUAAAUAUAUGACGUCUUUGGGGCGAUGGCAUGGCUAUGGUUAUAAAAAAAAUAGUAGGGCUGGCUGUAACCCAGGCAUUAUAUUCAUAUUUAAACAUUAACAACUACAUAUCAAGGCCGUUAAUAAUGCCCAAUAAAGUCUCCAAGUUAUUCUCUCAUUGUAUUUUGCCAGGUUAUAUGAGAAGUUUGAACAAGCGCUGACUGACAGACAAUAGUACACGAGACAGCAAGGGGCCACAGUAGUACAAUGACACUGCUGACACUGGAAUCCCCCCUUCCUGUUGAACGCCCAUUGUGCCUCUGGCGCCUCCUAACGGCUCUGAGCGUAACAGCAGGAGGGGCGUCAGGCCAAAGGAAUAAACUUCCCAAGACCGAGGAAACAUUCAGAAAGUCGCUCGCGCUCCUUCUGAAUCAACUUUCGGGACGUCAGAAUAAGGGAAUACGCUUAUUUCUGCUAAAUACCACUUAGCAAAACACAUUUACCACCAGUUUUUAUUCAUUAUCAAACUGAUAAAGAACAACGGAUUUGUUCGUUAGCCGGCUGCUUUUUCUCGAGCUUCGGACGUACAAAAAAGUGGUCGCUUUGCCGGUGAAGGACCUCCGGGUAACAGCUUUAUUUCAGAUAUGGCUUUAUCAUGUCAGUCUGGUCUCCGUGUUUCCAUUCGGCGAGGAUAGGUGUUUUAGUCAACAGACGUUUCUUUCAAUGUAGUUAUUUGAGCAAAGCACAAACGUAAGUUCUCUGGAGCUUUAAUGAAUACAUCAGGUGGUUACUAACCGUGCCGAAGUGGUAAAGGAUGGCUGGCGUGGUGCGCACCCUGAGCCGGUGUCUGCUGCCCGCUGAGGCCGCGCACGAUGACAGGAAUAACGGUAAAGAACGAGCCAGCGAACGCGACGUCAACCAGGAGCGCGAGGCGAAGCGGCGUAGCCGUGAGAUCGACGCCAUGCUCGCGCGCGAGAGACGCGCGGUGCGGCGUCUGGUGAAGAUCCUGCUGCUGGGUGCCGGCGAGAGCGGAAAAUCCACAUUUCUCAAACAGAUGAGGAUCAUUCACGGGAAAGAGUUUGACCAGAAAGCGCGGCUGGACUUCAGGGACACCAUCUUUGAGAAUGUCAUCAAGGGGAUGCGGGUGCUCGUGGAUGCCAGAGAUAAGCUUGGCGUUCGCUGGCAGAACUCUGAGAACGAGAAGCAUGGCAUGUUUGUCAUGUCCUUCGAAAACAAAGCGGGCAUGCCUGUUGAACCCUGCACCUUUCAGCUGUACGUACCAGCCCUGCAGGCCCUGUGGAGCGAUAGCGGCAUCCAGGAAGCUUAUGGACGACGGAACGAGUUUCAGCUGAGUGAAUCAGUCAAGUAUUUCCUGGACAACCUGGAUCGGAUUGGCCAACUGAACUAUGUGCCAAGCCGCCAGGACAUCCUCCUGGCCAGAAAGGCCACCAAGGGAAUUGUGGAGCAUGAUUUUGUCAUCAAAAAGAUCCCUUUCAAGAUGGUUGAUGUGGGUGGUCAGCGCUCUCAGAGACAGAAAUGGUUCCAGUGCUUCGACGGCAUCACCUCCAUCCUCUUCAUGGUGUCCUCCAGCGAGUACGACCAAGUGAUAAUGGAAGACCGCCGCACCAACCGCCUGGUGGAGUCCAUGAACAUCUUUGAGACCAUAGUCAACAACAAGCUCUUUUCCAACGUCUCCAUAAUCCUCUUCCUCAACAAGAUGGACCUUCUGGUGGAGAAGGUACGCAAGGUCAGCAUUUGCAAGCACUUUUCUGACUUCAGGGGAGACCCUCACCGGCUGGAGGACGUUCAGGCCUAUCUUGUGCAAUGCUUUAACCGCAAACGCCGCAACCGCGGUAAGCCGCUGUUCCAUCACUUUACCACUGCCAUUGACACUGAGAACAUUCGCUUCGUCUUUCACGCUGUCAAGGACACAAUUCUUCAGGAGAACCUUAAAGACAUUAUGUUGCAGUGAGAAGCAACAUCCUGUUUAUUAUUGUUUAUAUCAAUUUUCUACCUAUUUGCGGCGAGAAAUACCUUCUCGACUUUAUUUUAACUCCUCGACUGAUGUGCAAAAGCAACGUCUUGUGUUGUACACAUUGUUUUCUAUCAUGUACUCCGUUGUGUGAGAAGGAGUUCAGUAAUAUCAAGGACAUGCCAUUAAGUUCUAAAAAAAGGACAAAUUGCUGAUGUUUUCAUGUCUUCUGGGAUUUGAGCAUAUGAAUUCAAAUGACACGAGAGUUUGAUAAUGAAUUGUUUUAGAGUAUGUGACGGGGUAAGAGACACGGCAGACAUAGAGCAACGGUGCAAGCAACCCCAGCGGGGAAUUUAUUAAACAACUUAAAAUAUACUGUCCCACAAGGUAACAUCCUGGGUGCUCUUAAAUCAUAAUUGGCCAGUCCGUGCUCGUGUAUGAAGGUCCUCGUCCCUGCUUCCCUCGCUGUCCUUCCGUUUUCCAUUCCGGGGCGAAUGGUGACAGCGGUGUUGUCUCUCGACCCAGGACCUCGAGUGAUCUUCGCACGCGGCCUUUAUGCCCGGCAGCUAAUCCAGCGCAGGUGUAGCGCAAUCAGCGCUAGCUGGCGGGCUGUUGCCCAGGUGACGCUGAUCCCAGGUCAGCUCCGCGUCACAGAGUAUUCUCAACUUUUUCUCAAGGAUAAACUCAAACAAUGCACAGCAGCGUUACACUGGCUCAUCUUCAAAAUAACAAAACAUCCUAAGAAUAAAUAACAAAUCUGCACUGAGCAUCCAGUCUAGUUAAGAUUCACCUUCUUUGUGUUUACACGUUAUCUUUGAUAUAGUCAAAAAUUUCAAUAACACUUUAUGUAGACUUCUGAGUUCAUAGAUGACAUGCAGAUUUCUCAUUAACAUCAAGCAGGGUUUUUGUACAUAGUGAAAAUGGCUUUUGUACAUUGUAUCUGCCUUUUGGUUUUGAGUUAAGCUACAAGCUUUGAUAUGUAGAGUAUAGGGUCAAAUCACUGGGUAUGCCUAACACCACUAACUUCAGAUGAAUAAAGCAUUAAUGGGUUUCAUUUAAUGACAUUAUUGCAAAACAUCUGCUCUUUGUUUUAGUAGUAGAUUCUGACAAACCGUAACAAGACUUUUGAAAUGUACACUUUGAUACAUAAAACAGUGUUUAGUACCCCUAAAAAGUUGAUGGGGGAGACAACCUGGAUCUGGUGAUUUAUAUUAGCAGUGGAUAUAAAGAUCUUAAUUUCUUUUUGAUUUCGGCUGUGCAUGGAGUUAUUUUAAUCAAAUCUUUAUGAAUGUAAAUGUGUGUUUGAUGCCACAAAUGGUCUCUUUUCAGAUAGUCACAGAUGGUUUAAAUUUCAGCGCAAGUGUGUACCUUAUCACAAUCUUGUAUUUGUCAUUCUUUAAGGGAAAGCAUGAGCUAAAGUGUUACAUUUACACAGGCAUUCUUGAAUUAAUAUUUUUUUUUUUGCUGAAAUGAACACUGUCAGCUCUUCAUUGUUAUUGUAAAGCAGAGGUGGCCGUGUUUAUCAGUGCUUUAAAGUAUGAUGUAGAUACUGUUCCUCCUCAUACUCAAUUGCCAUAUUAAAUGUUGGCCGGAAAGGUUUUGAUUUGAGAUGUCCGACACACCCAAAACUAUUGUAGUGAAAAAGUCUUCCCAGUGAGAGCAGCUCGCUCGCAUUUACUGGAAGAUAUCUGAAUCUCAUGUAGAUAAAGAAGCAGAUGGUUCCUUAUUUCAAGCUUGUAUGUAUGUUUGUCUCCUCCUUUGAAAUCCCUGGGAGAAUUCAUAAAAACAGUCCCAGUGCACAAACAUAUAGGCUGUAAAAAUAUAUCAAUCUGCUGAAACCGUUGCAUAUGCUGAACAAGAAGCAACAUGUGAUGAGAGCAAUCACAUUCAUCCAAAUCUGUGUUGUUGUCCUCUAACCAUGCAGACACAAUCGUGACUUGUUUUUUUGACAACUUUGCUCCUUUUCUUGCUGUGUCACACUAUGUAGCCCCGCCUACUGUGGCAUCUUAUUGGUCCAACACUCCUCUUAACUUCUCUUGCAUAGUUUGCAUAAAUGUAAUUUUUGUUCAGUUUCACACUAUAAAUUGGCAUAGAAUCCAUUAUACCUGUUUUGGAUACAUUGUUUGGAUCUCUUAACGGUCACUGUUAUAUAGGAUGUCUACUUUAACAUCUGACAGUAUUUUACUGUACGUUUUUCUGUUUUCAUGUUUUGUUUCCCUGUUGUUUUACAUAAUCAUUGAUUGUAAAAAGUGUGAAAUUCCAGAUUAACGGCAUUAUGUGUGUUUUGUAUAUAAGAAUUGUAUAAAUACAAUAAAAAUGUCAAUGUUGAAUGAUA